Nymphaea colorata (pocket water lily) is the source of this 1458-nucleotide messenger RNA. RefSeq lists its product as uncharacterized. The coding region runs from base 389 to 1114 and encodes 241 amino acids. The transcript has 10 exons. Gene Ontology annotation, biological process: nuclear polyadenylation-dependent rRNA catabolic process; TRAMP-dependent tRNA surveillance pathway; CUT catabolic process. The record is from RefSeq and is a predicted model, not a curated record. NCBI's taxonomy places the organism in Eukaryota, Viridiplantae, Streptophyta, Magnoliopsida, Nymphaeales, Nymphaeaceae. Gene Ontology annotation, cellular component: cytoplasmic exosome (RNase complex); nuclear exosome (RNase complex). Gene Ontology annotation, molecular function: RNA binding.
GUCGCUUUCUCCGCCUGAAGUCGAGUUCGUUGGACUUGGGCUUAAUUUUUCCUCACGUUUGGGGAGGAGGAGCUUUCUAGGGUUUUGGGAAAACUAAUAAGCUCGACGUAUCUGGGGAUUUUGCUUCUGCUGAACUACUCGACAGAUUUGUGGAACCUCUUCACUUUCUCUUACUUCUCUGCUGCAUUUCUACACCACCGGCGGUUCUGUCAGCCUUUCUCGCUCCUUGUUAUAUCAUAACAGUCCUUUGCUAGGUGCAAACAGUUGCUUUUCAACAAGCUUUUGGACACAACUUGGAGUCUCUUGGCAUCCCCAAAUUAUCUGUAGCUCCACCCAUUAAUCUUGUAGGCGCCACUGUUUCAGAAUCACUCAGAGAGGCCAUAAAAGAAUGGUGAAGGAAGAAUCCUCAAACAUCUCACCCUUGGUUGAUGAACUUGUUGCACCUGGAGAUGUGGUUCUUGAUUUGUCGAAGAUGGUAAACCAGACAUUGAAACUUGGAAGAGGCCUUCGGCAGGAUUGCGAUACAAUCUCUGUGACAGCUGCUGGAAGACUUAGGUUUUCCAAACCAAAUAAAUACUGGGUAGAGAGCUCCCAAAAGAGGUAUUUACCAUCUGUUGGCGACACAGUUCUUGGCAUUGUUGUUGAUUGUAAAUCAGAUAACUUUUGGGUGGAUAUAAAAGGGCCAACUGUUGCCUUCCUCCCUGUACUUGCAUUUGAAGGUGGAACGAGGAGAAAUAUACCAAAGUUUGAGAUAGGUACAUUGCUUUAUCUCCGGGUGGUCAAAGCUAAUAGUGGCAUCAAUCCUGAGCUCUCCUGCACUGACGAAAGUGGAAAAGCUGCAGAAUUUGGAGCUCUAAAGGAUGGUUAUAUGUUUGAGACAUCAACAGGCUUGGCACGUCUGCUGCUGAGCAAGCCAACUUGUCCAAUCCUUGAGGCCCUUGGGAAGAAGCUCUCCUUCGAGAUAGCUGUUGGUUUGAAUGGACGUGUCUGGGUUAAUGCAUCCUCACCAUCAACAGUUGUCCUCGUAACUAAUGCAAUCAUGAACUCGGAGCAACUGAGUGGAACACAACAAAAAAUCAUGGCAGAAAAGCUUUUGCAGAGGCUUCAGCAAUGACAUUUGACUCGAUAAGGUGCGACUAGCUAGAUUCCUUGCCUAUUGUUCUCCUGGAUUUGGAGCUUUCGACCAGAUGUUUUAUUGCACCGCGUGAGAGGUUCGCAGAUUGUGUGUUAGUUUAGCUUUUAAAUUGAUUAUUUAGACGCCAUUUCUAGAUCCUAAUUAUAUUUAUGGGAGUGGUCGGGUAUGAGUCUUUGUAGGGUUGUACUCCAUUGUAAUUGAAUCAGCGGCAGAUUUGAUGUGUCUUACACAGUUUAAGUCAAUCUCCUCCUGCUGGCUGUUAUCAAACUUCGUGCGAUUGUGCCCCAGUGCAAAUUUUUAGUUGCAGGAGUUUCCUGAUGUCA